Molecule: messenger RNA, 1170 nt
Organism: Ilex paraguariensis (yerba mate)
Lineage: Eukaryota; Viridiplantae; Streptophyta; Magnoliopsida; Aquifoliales; Aquifoliaceae
Source: the annotation of a GenBank genome assembly
UUCUUCUUCCUCUCUCUCUCAUCGCCGUUGUUUUCAAUUCUCUCAGAAUCGUCCUGUUUCUUUUCCUGGUAAUCGUUUCUCGUUGGUUUUUUUGUACAGUUUCAUUGGAGUUAAAUCUUUCUGGGUUUCUCCAGAAGAAUUUCAGAAUAACGUCUGUAUUCUGAAAAACUCCAAUUCCCAUUUACUCGUCGACGUCGCUUCCGAUUCUCAGAAGAGUACUAUUUCUUCGCCGGAGUAAUUGUCUCCGGUUGGGUUUUGUUUAGCGCAAGAACUUUCAUAAUGCUGUCUGAAAACCUAGACCCACCUGACGAAGACGGAGAACCCUUCGUUGAAAUCGAUCCAUCGGGACGUUUCGGCCGAUACAGUGAGCUACUUGGUUGCGGCGCAGUGAAGAAGGUCUAUAAAGCAUUUGAUCAAACAGAAGGCAGAGACGUCGCGUGGAACCAAGUGAGCUUGAGGAAUUUCAGUGCCGAUCCAUCGGUUAUCCACAGGCUUCGAUCGGAGAUCGAGCUGCUUACAACGUUGAAGAACGACAACAUCAUCGUUCUCUUCCACUGUUGGAAGGACAACGAGAGGAACAAUUUGAACUCCAUUACAGAGGCUUGCGCGAAUGGUAGUCUCAGGGAUUACAGGAAGAAGCAUCGACGUGUGGCGGUGAAGGCUUUGAAGAAGUGGUCAAGACAGAUACUCGAGGGCUUGGAUUAUCUCCAUAGCCAUGAGCCUUGUGUGAUUCAUAGAGAUCUGAAUUGCAGUAACAUCUUCAUCAAUGGGAAUGUCGUAAAGGUCAAGAUUGGUGAUCUAGGCUUGGCAACAAUAGUGGGGAAGACCCAUGCAGCUCAUUCGUUGUUGGGAACACCAGAGUACAUGGCACCAGAGCUGUAUGAAGAGAAUUACAAUGAGUUGGUGGACAUAUACUCAUUUGGAAUUUCAUUGCUUGAAAUGGCUACAAUGGAGAUACCUUACAGUGAGUGUGACAGCAUAGUAAAGAUAUACAAGAAGGUGACUACUGGGGUAAAGCCUCAAGCAUUUGAAAAAGUGAAAGAUCCAGAAUUGAAGGCCUUUAUUGAAAGGUGCAUUGGCAAGCCAAGAGCCAGACCCUCUGCCUCUGAGCUUCUUAAGGACCCAUUCCUUUCUGAUGUUGCUGACUACGAUGAGGGCGAGAUUAACUAG